This is a messenger RNA of Dromiciops gliroides (monito del monte), 2281 nucleotides long. It is a transcript of the gene CLN8, whose product is annotated as CLN8 transmembrane ER and ERGIC protein. Gene Ontology annotation, biological process: lipid homeostasis. The transcript has 4 exons. The record is from RefSeq and is a predicted model, not a curated record. Bases 461 to 1327 code for a protein of 288 amino acids. Gene Ontology annotation, cellular component: endoplasmic reticulum; membrane. Lineage: Eukaryota; Metazoa; Chordata; Mammalia; Microbiotheria; Microbiotheriidae.
CACGAGUGUCUGAGUGUGUGUGGCUCCUUCUUUGGCCCACGCCUCCGGGCCGGGACUGCUGCGUAGGCGCGUCGGGGGAGACUGGCAUUAUCGCCGGGCCCCGGAGAUUGUGGUGACAUUGCAAGUUUGGAUUCGGGUGCAGGUGCUGAGUUUUGUAGAUCAGAGCCAAGAGAAGGGGCCCCGAAGGGUUGCAGGGAACCGAGGCCUGCGGAUCUGGAUACCACAAUCCUUGGAGUUACUGAGGGAUAGCAUCCUAGGUGUUCUUCUAACCCUGCCAUUCAAUCUGUUGCCAAGUCCUGUGGAUUCUACCUUUCACAACAUUGCUCCUGAAACUGCCACCAUCUUGGUGCAGAUUAAAGAGAGACAUAUGAGUACCCUGGAAGCCAGAAAAGGAGGCAUUGGCACUGGACUAAAAAGUGGUUGAACCAUCUAAGACUCCACUAGAAUUUAAAGUCGAAAAAUGAAUCUUGAAAGUGACAGUACAGCAUCUAAAAGCAUUUUUGAUAUGGACUAUGCUUCAUGGAAAAUCCGCCUAAUAUUAGUGGUGGCCGGUUUUUUCUUCUACCUGGGUGUUUUUGUGGUUUGCCAUCAGCUCUCUUCCUGUCUUAAUGCCACAUAUCGAUCUCUAGUAGCUAAGGAGAAGGUCUUCUGGAAUCUUGCUGCCACCCGAGCAGUUUUUGGAGUUCAAAGCUCCAUUGCUGGUCUGUGGGCUUUGCUCAUGGACCCUGUUCUCUCUGCUGAUAAAGCAUAUUCUCAGCAGAACUGGUGCUGGUUUAACAUUGUAACUGCAACUGGCUUCUUUUUCUUUGAAAAUGCUGCUGUUCAUGUGUCAAAUUUGGUUUUCCGGACAUUUGAUAUGUUCUUAGUAGUCCAUCAUCUUUUUGCCUUUCUUGGCUUUCUUGGGUUAGUGAUCAAUCUCAAAGCUGGCCACUAUCUAGCCAUGACAACCCUGCUGCUGGAGAUGAGCACCCCUUUUACCUGUAUCUCCUGGAUGCUUUUAAAGGCUGGCUGGGCUGAUUCUCUGUUUUGGAAGGUAAACCAAUGGUUGAUGAUCCACAUGUUUCAUGGACGCAUGUUUUUGACUUACCACAUGUGGUGGGUAUGUUUUUGGCACUGGAAUGACCUAAUUAACAGUUUGGCUCAUCCACAUCUUGCACUUUUCAUUGUUGGACUGGCCCUCCUUACAUUAAUUAUUAACCCAUACUGGACAAACAAGAAGACUCAACAGCUGCUCAAUCCAGUGGAUUGGAACUUUGCACAUUCAGGACCAAAAAACAGUCAGUCUGUAAAAGUGAAUGGCCAGACUCUCCAAAGGAAGAGGCAGUAAAUGUCUGCUAAGAACUGGAAAAUAAAUGGGACACACACAAUGUGGAAGUCUGAGAAAAUUCUUUUAAAAUCAGUAACCAGCUGGUGAACAGGUGUUUGUUUUGAUUUUUGUAUCUUCUUGGUGUUCGUUUUGAAGUAGCCAUAAAGUAUUUUGUUUUUGUUUUUAAACUUCAAUUUGCUUUUAUAGUGGAUUUUGCCCCAUAACAAAUUCUUUUCACUUCCAGGGUUUGUUGCAGUAAAUUUUACCCAUGUUGGGUUCAUUAAUGUAGUAUUAAGAAAUAUGAAGCAUGGUAUAAGGAACUCUUAAAUUGUGGGUUAACUUUGAGUCAGCAUUUAUUUUCUGUUCUUUUUUUCAAAGAUUUGUCUUUUCUUAUAAGGAACUCUCAAAUUGUGGAUUAACUUUGAGUCAGCAUUUUUUUCUGUUCUUGUUUUCAUACAGUAAUGUGAUUUGUAGCUUUGUUUAAAAUUAUAGUUACAUUUUUAAAAGCCAUGUGUGCAACACUGUCACCUAGUGGCAGAAUGUUACAUCAACCAACUGAUUCUUCUAGGUUCAACUCACAAAGCAUGGAGAGAAAUAAUGGUCCUUGAAAUGAAGGAAUUUUCUUGUGGAGUUGGAAUUUCAAAGCAAACGUUUGAAGGAACUUUAGUGCACGUUAAGAGAUGUGAAAAAUUUCUAAUUCAUAUAUUUUAGCUAUGAAUUUGCACCCAGAAGUAGGUACUGGUAGUGUCAUCAGACUCUGGAAUAGUUACUUUUUUUGUUUUGUUUUUUGGACAAGUAUAUUUCUUUAUAUUUUAUAUUUCCCCAAAUGAAGGCCAAAUUUAGUAUUAACAAUUAGCCAAUGUUAUAAAUGCUUUAACUUCUAUAUUUUUUUUUCUUCAGGGUAUAUUUUUCUAUUUUACAUUUUGUUUUACUUUCUAUUGUGGGGACCAAUUUUUUUUUUUUUUUUGCAGGGCA